This is a messenger RNA of Amyelois transitella, 944 nucleotides long. RefSeq names its product large ribosomal subunit protein uL10m (gene mRpL10). Gene Ontology annotation, biological process: translation. Gene Ontology annotation, cellular component: mitochondrial large ribosomal subunit. The record is from RefSeq and is a predicted model, not a curated record. Gene Ontology annotation, molecular function: structural constituent of ribosome. Lineage: Eukaryota; Metazoa; Arthropoda; Insecta; Lepidoptera; Pyralidae. The transcript has 3 exons. Bases 171 to 917 code for a protein of 248 amino acids.
UUGAUGUUUUAAAUAAAUUUUAGGUUAGCCUGGUUAGACCUGUGAUUGUGAAGAUACUUUUGUUAUAUUAAAAAAUACAUAUUACCUCCGACAUAAUUUAAUUCAUAAACAGUUUUAAACUGUUCAUAUAUUUUUUUAAGAGAAAUAAACAAAAUUUUGGGAAAUCAAUUAUGGCUUUAGUUAAUCGAGCGAUUCUACCAGUUAAAACACCGUUUAUAUUGGUGAAACGCUUUCGAGGAAAAAUCAAUAUUCAGAGACCUCGUAAACCCCAUUUUGAGAGACAGCUUUUGAUCGACCUAAGCAAGCCUUAUUAUGGUCCACGAAAAAAUAGCUUACCUGACUAUGCCCUUUGCGAUAAAAGCAAGCAAUCAAGCAGAACGGAAAUAGAUAACCCUUUCGAACGAAUUUUAGCCAGAGAAUGUCUAGAUUGGUUCAAUACAUCCAAAAUGGUUGUUUUCUUACAUCUUAAUUCAAUUAGUAUGGAAGAUAAAACUCCUAUAUUUGCGACUUUGAAGAAAAAUGAUAUGCAUCUUAGAACAUAUGGUAAAAAAAUUGUGAGCAUGGCUACAAAAGGCACUCGGUAUGAAGCUGUAAAUCAAUUGUUUACCUCCCACCAAAAUAUAAUUUUUGGUCAACCAGAUAAAGCUGACAAAAUGUUUAAGAUACUGAAAAAGGCACCACAAUUGGUUGUCAUGGCUGGGAUAAUUCAAGAUAAAUUUAUGUCUAAAAAUGAACUGUUGGAAUUCAGUAAAAUGCCCAGCAUUGACAUGGCCCGCAGUCAGCUUUGUGCUGUUUUGGACAGCGCUGGAUGUAGUCUAGUUAGACAAUUGAAUCAGAGUCAACAGAUGCUCGUGUCCUAUUUAGAAAAGCAUGUGGAACUUCAAAAUAAACCUAAAGAUCAAGACAUGGAGAGUUGAAAGCUGUUUCUUAGAUGUGUAUAAAUG